AUGGUUUGGCAAGGGAGGUUUUUUUAUUCCAUCACUGACAUCUACCGGCUCAUCUGUAAACUUAUACGUGAAUUUAACAAAUUGAACCAUAGCGCGAUUGGGAAGAAGGGAGAUAAAGUGGCGGGGACAUCAAAUAAUAAUGGAAAAGGGGGACGAGCCGCCCGAGUCGACGUGGGGUCCCCCCUCCUUGAUUGGGAAGAAGGUGACCAUUUCAGCUUUGAAGAUUCCGAACGUUUCGAAGAAGAUUCCCUUUGUAGUUGGAGUUCUGAACCUGAAAGUCUCUGCAACAAUUGGCGCGGAUGGAGGAGACCGCCAAUAUUACAAAACAUUUACGGCCGUCCUGUGAAAAAGAUUGUUCAAGAAAAAACUGUGUCAACAUUAAGUGACCUGGCAGCAAAGUGUGUAGCAUGCAACAUACCAUUUGAGUUAGUGGAACAUGUAUAUCCACCGGUGCCUGAGCAGCUGCAGCUGCAAAUUGCUUUCUGGAGUUUCCCUGACAGUGAGGAUGAUGUCCGGCUGUAUUCCUGUCUCGCAAAUGGAUCAGCUGAUGAGUUUCAAAGGGGUGAACAUCUCUUCAGAGACAGGGCAGUCAAAGACGUUUUACAAAUUGGGUUCCAUUUAUCAGCAACAGUGGUUCUAAACAUGCCAAGGGCUCAAUUCAACGUGGCCGUAACAUUUGACAGGCAGAGGAUCUCCUCAUGCAAUUGUACUUGCGCAUCAGCGGCCCAUUGGUGUUCUCAUAUUGUAGCAGUAUGCCUCUUUAGAAUACAUCUACCAACACAAGUAUGCCUGAGAGCACCAGUGUCCGAAUCACUGCAAAGAUUACGAAGAGAUCAACUGCAAAAAUUUGCACAAUACCUCAUAUCGGAGUUGCCCAGACAAGUAUUACCCACGGCUCAAAGAAUACUGGAUGAACUAUUAUCAGCUCAACCGAAUCAAAUUAAUGCCACAUGUGGGGCUCCUGACCCCACAGCGGGAGCCUCAGCUUAUGAAUAUACCUCAUGGUUUCUCGAUGAAAAGACUUUGCACUGUAAUAUCAACAAGAUUUUAGUCAAGUUUUGUGUACCAGCUCCUAUAGUAUUUAGCGAUGUGAAUUACUUAAGUACUAGCGCCCCACCGGCGGCGGCGGAAUGGACAUCUCUCCUGCGUCCGUUGAGAGGGCGAGAGCCUGAAGGCAUGUGGAACCUGCUCUCCAUAGUGCGCGAGAUGUUCAAACGUAAUGACAGGAAUGCUAUACCCCUGUUAGAGAUCAUCACCGAAGAGAUCAUGGCUUGUGAACAGAUCAUAGUGUGGUGGUACAGUACGAAGGCAGCGCUGGUGGCUUGGGGCGGGUCUGGUGGUGCGGGCGGCAAGCACGGCGGUGCCGGCGGCAACUCCGCCGCACAGCACGCCUGCUCCUCGCUAUGUGAUGAGAUGGUAGUGCUUUGGCGACUGGCAGCACUUAAUCCGUCUCUGGCGCCUCACGAACGUGACACUUUGCACGAACAAUUCGCUCAAUGGCACAUGAAGGUCUUGGAUAAGGUGGCAAAGAAUCGUAACAAUCUCAAUAUGAGUUCAUCAUCGUCUCACUCAAGGCAUUCAAGAUCUCAUACGCAUUCGCCAUACAUAAAUGGUAUCAGUGAGAACGAAGUGUUCCCCGGCUUCCAUCCCGCUAUGGAGGCUUGCUUCUUGGAGUGGGAUGAUUAUCAGAUACCAGGAGUGACUUACAGCAAAGAUCUGAAUCCGUUGUAUCACAGUCCGUUCACCAUCUUCCGUCAUACUGACAAACACAAUGAUAGUGUGCAUCAGGUGAAUUCUUCAAAAGCAGUAUUAAACAAUGAAAUGUCAUUGAGUUACCGAUUGUCAAACCAGGACCCUUCAAUGCAAAGUCAGCGCGCGAUGAUGCACAGGACUAGUCGCCACACUGUUGACUUGGCUAUACCAGGACCGUCGAAUCAGCCGUCAGGUUCGGGAGUGAGACCUAAUGUACCGCCGCGAGACUCUGGAUCAAUGGGAGAUGGCAAUCACUCCAGUGUAUCAUCUGAAGGUUUCUGCGAGAAUGAAGAAGAGAUAUUGCAACAGAGCGGCGGCGACACGGACUCGCACGCGUCCAGUUCUCCGCCGGUGUCUUCUGACGACGCACGUCGACGCAUCUCCAACGACGACUCGGUCUCGGACGACGACUGCCAGAUGUACUACUAUGACGCGGCAGCUGCGAGACGCGUCGCCAGCGAGGGCGCUGGAUCCAGCGCGCACGCGCACCCUGCCUCUUCUAGCGGCGGAGGCGGCGGCGGCAGUGGAGGAGAAGGAGGAGGCGGCGGUGCAGUGGCGGGCUGGGGAUGCGGGUGGGAGGAGUCAUUCGCUCGCGCCGAGGGCCUGCAGGCGCACGGUUACACGCGCGAGGCAUGCGCGCUCGGUGCUAGCCUCGCCCGCGACCUGCUCUCUAGACCUCCUGCACUCGGUUUCGGAAGCAACGCGAGCAAUGCGGCUGCAGCGGCUGCUGCGGCGGAGGUGCGGCGCGCGAAGAAGCGGCACUUGCCACCGCCGCGCCUGUGCGCCGCCACGCACCGUCUCACCUGUCUCGCCUCGGCCACGCUCGCUAAGUGCGCCUUCCUAUGCACAGUAUUGAGUGAAUUCAGCGAGCAUCAUGAAUUAGCGUUCCGCGUGGGUCUGUACGCCCUUGAGAUGUCGCGGCCGCCCGCCAGCACCAAGUCCUUGGAAGUGAAGCUGAGCAACCAGGAGACUGAGCUGGUCUCCUUGCUGAAGAAGUUGCCAAUGGGCGGACAACAACUCGCUCUUGCAAGGGAAAAGGCUGAACAACUGCGAGAUGGUGUUUUAAGAAAUCGUGGUCCCACAUUGUUGCCCAUUACACUCGCUUCCUUCUUGUUCGAUGCUUUGGUUGCCUCUGCAGUUGAUAAAGAUAGAAAGCAGCCAGUGGAACGUUUGCCGUCGGAUGAAUUAUUGGGUUUCGAAGCAGCCGUGGCGGCUUUGGGUCUGAAGGCGAAUGUGUCGGAAGCGGAACACCCGUUGCUGUGCGAGGGCACGCGCCGGCAGCGAGGCGAGCUCGCUCUACAGUUGCUGGGCCACUAUAGAGACGAUCCCGUCAAGAUAGCCAGGGUUAUGAACAAAUUACUAGAUCGCGAAAUCCAUCAGCUCACUAAAGGCCCGAUGGUGAGCUUGUACUACAUGACCAACCCGCGCCUCAGUUCUUAUCGUUCGGAAGCCGGCAUCGCGCAGCACUAUGGAGCACACGCCUCUCACGCGACACAUGCGGCACACGUGGCAUACUCACCUCAUGCCGCACAUCAGGUGCACACCGGCCCGCCACCCCCUCACAUGGCGCAUGUGCCGCAGCACGCACCGCACGUUGAUUACGCUGCGCAUGCCCAGCACGCAGCCGAGUACUCCGCGCAUGCUCACCACGCAGCUGAGUACACCGCGCACGCUCAGCACGCAGCUGAGUACACCGCGCACGCUCAGCACGCAGCUGAUUACACCGCGCACGCUCAGCACGCAGCUGAUUACACCGCGCACGCUCAGCACGCAGCUGAUUACACCGCGCACGCUCAGCACGCAGCUGAGUACACCGCACAUGCUCAACACCCAACUGAGUAUUCCGCGCAUGCCCAGCACGCAGCCGAGUACUCCGUGCAUGCUCAACAAGCUGCCGAGUAUGCCGCGCAUGCUCAACACGCAGCGCAGGCGCUACAUGUUGCGCACGUUCAACACGCGCACACUCAACAUGCACCACAUCCAUCGCAUGCUCCGCAUGUAGCGCAUGUGACGCACCCGCCACACGUGGCGCACGCGCCGCACCAGCAGCACGUGGUGCACACUGGCCACGCCCACCAAGCGCACGUGUCCGCACUGCCCCCACUGCCGGUCGCCGCGCCACAUCCGCAGCCGACGAUGCAACAACAGGCACCAUGCUCAUUGGUAUCGGACAUUGAGCGGCUGGUGAUAGCCGAUGCGGAAUCAUCGCCGCCGGUGAUGCUGCCCGCGCCGCAGCACACUUCGAUGCCGCCAAUACAUCCCCACAUGCAGCACACGCAACAUUCGCAGCAAACUCAGCUCGUGCAACAGACGCAGCUCCCACAGCAACCACUGCACCCGCAGCAGACACAACUCCCGCCGCAGACACAACUCCCACAGCAACCACUGCACCCGCAGCAGACACAACUCCCGCCGCAGACACAACUCCCGCCGCAGACACAGAUCCCGACUCAGACACAGCUGUCGCUCCAGACACAGCUGCCACCGCAGACGCAACUGCCGCUACAGACACAGCUGCCGCCGCAGACGCAGCUGCCACCGCAGACGCAACUGCCGCCACAGACACAGCUGCCGGCACAGACGCAGCUGCCGGCACAGACGCAGCUGCCGCCACAGACGCAGCUGCCGCCACAGACGCAGCUGCCGGCACAGACGCAGCUGCCGGCACAGACGCAGCUGCAACACAUGCCGCCCCCGCAGCAUUCGCAGCCCAUGCAGCCGAUGCAGCCGCCGCAGCAUUCGCAACAUACGCAUACGCAGUCCAUCACAAGAUCUAAAGAUUCGAGAUAUAAAGGGAAACGCGUCUACCCUUCCGUACCCAACCAGCCGUCGGAGGCGUCGGCGCACUUCAUGUUCGAGCUCGCUAAGUCCGUGCUAUUCAAAGCGGGCGGCACCUCCAGCACCAGUCUCUUUACACAGACCACGUGUGCCAGGGAGGAACCGCAGGGGCCGCAUAGAGGAUUACACAUGGCUGCGUUUCAAUUGGGUCUCUAUGCACUGGGCUUGCACAACUGCGUCAGUGCGAAUUGGUUGAGUCGUACGUACUCUUCGCAUGUUAGCUGGGUCACAGGUCAAGCUAUGGACAUCGGUGCACCUGCCAUUUUGUUUUUAAUCGACGCCUGGGAGGGACAUUUAACUCCGCCGGAAGCUGCGGGCAUUGCUGAUAAGGCGUCGUCAGGUCGCGACGUACACAUAGUGCGCGCGGCAGCGGAGCUGGCUCUGUCGGUGUUGCCGCAUGCGCAUGCGCUCAACUACAACGAGAUCCAGCGCGCCGUGCUGCAGUGCAAGGAGCAGAGCGACGCCAUGCUCGAGCGCGCCUGCCUCACAGUAGAGGCUGCAGCUAAAGGUGGUGGAGUGUACCCCGAGGUGUUGUACACGGUGGCGCGUUACUGGCACGAGCUGUACCUGCGACAGGGCAGCGAGGAGGAGGCUGCGGAGGAGCCGCAGUACCGAGCGCCGCCGCCGCUCGCCAUGCCCAUGCCCUACGCCCUGCCUUACCCCUUCACCUACCACCCCUACCCGCCGCCCAUCUACCAGCUGCAGUACGGAGGCGCACCGCCUCCUCAUCCGGCGCCGCAGUACGCUCUGCCGCAGUACUUUGUGCGGGGUAUAGUUGCGCCGCCGCCGCACCCGCACGCGCUCCCGGCACACGCGGCGCACGCUUCCAUGCCGCAGCACGUGUCGCACGCGUCGCUGCCUGCGCACGUGCCGCACCAGCCGCUCCCCGCGCUGCCCGCACUGCCCGCUCUCCCAGCGCACCCGUCGCACUCGCUACCGCCAUCUAUACCUGUCAAUCAUCCAGCACCGAUCCCCCCACCGAUCCCAGCGACACACACUGCGGUAGCGGGCGUGGGCACCGUAUCCGCUGUGGGUGCCGUUAAUACCGUAAAUGGAGUUGGCACUGUGUCAAACGUGGGCACAAUUCCCAAUGUGGGCAACAUGGCAAACGUAGCCAAUAUAGGAAACAUGGGAAACACCAGCAACAUGGUAAAUGUUAGCAGCAUGGGAAACUUGACCACUAUCGGAAACGUUAGUACCAUGGGGAAUGUUAACAACAUGGGAAACGUGAGUGGCAUGGGAAACAUGGGCAACGUUAACAACAUGGGAAAUGUAGGAUUAAUUGGAAAUAUGAGCAACACAGGAAAUGUGGGAAAUAUGGGAAACAAUGUGGUUGUUAAUAUGGGCAACGUGGCGAACGUCGGAAACGUGGGCAACGUAGGUGGCAUGCCCCCUUCCGCGCCGCUGCCCUCGCUACCUCAAGCGCAAUUGAGGCGUUUGCUGGCAGCGUACAGAGUGGGCAUGUUGGCUCUGGAGACGCAAGCCAGGCGGGUGCACGAUGACCGCCCGCAGAAUAAAUUUGGAAGGAACCCUCCUUACGGUGAGCACGUGAAAUGGCUGCUGCGUAUAUCUAAGCGGCUGGGCGCGCAGUACUUGCACCAGUUCUGUAUGUGCGCGGUGAACUCUGUGGUGUCGCCGUUCGUGCUGUACGAGCUGUGCGUGGAGUCUGCGCACUGGCUGGCGCGCGGCGGACCUCAUCACCUGGUCAUGCAGCACUUCCGCGGCGCACUGUCGCCCCUCGUGCAGAAGUGUCAGCAAAUGUACAUCCAGUGCAUCCACCAGAAGCUGUACCACCUGACGCCGCUGGAGUACGAGGAGUUCGUGGGCGUGGUGCUAUCAGCGCGCACCGCCUUCCAGCUAACGCCUGAGGGGCAUACGCAGUUCAAGGAGUGGCUCGCUUCGCUGCGCAGAUCGAAGUCAUGCAAGAAGGAUCUCUGGACGCAGUUGAACGCGGCGCUGCAGACGAAUGGCAAAUGACGUCAGCCGAUAGUUUGUAUGGUGCAGUGCGUCGCGCCCGAACUGUCGCAUCCCAUGCAGGGUCCGGACUACCGGCUCUUGUACUACUUACCUCUCUAAUGUUUGCUUAGUGCUUGUGUUCUUUAUAACCCGAUAACUGUCGAACAAUCCACACAAAUAUCCUUCGACAAUCAAUCUAUUGUUUCGACAUUUUAUGUUUUAUGUUUUGAUGAUGACAUUUUUUGAUUUCAUUCAAUUCGUCUUUUGUUUUUGGGAAGCUGAUAAUUUUUUUAAAUGAAAUAUUCCAGAAAAUUAGUACUGGAAAUAAUUACUACUAUUUAAAAUGCACUUAUCCUCUUUAGCUUAAUUUCUUUAUAAAUUUACUUACUCAAAGACACAAGUCUUUGGUUAUGUUAUAAGAAUGUUUGUGUGUAUGUUUAAAAUUUCUUUCAGUAAAAUAUAUGUAGAUCUGGGACUAGACAUUCCAUUAUUGAGAAAUCGCGUUACAAACAACACAAUAGCACUUUGUUAAGCAUUUAGAGUUGCAAAUACCUCUUUUAGUGUUAGUUCCGACGAUCGUGUUUAGGGUAUUCGAUCUCAGUUAUUAAAAAAACACGUAGUUUUGAUAAUCACAGUAAAAUGUUGCGAACCCCUGCCCAGCACGUAACGCAUUAUUGUUUACUUAAAUCAUUUUCUAAGUUGUUUUGACAACGUCGGUGACAAUGCAUAUAUGUAUAAUUCAUUACAUUAUUAAUAAUAUGCUAUUAGAACCUUGAAUAAUUCGAGGUAUUCGACGGUUGUGUGUAUUUACAUCUUAAGAGAUGAAAUUGCUUAGUAAACAUUAGCAGAGAUUAGUAACAUUUUUUUUGCUCACGUGAAUUAUCGAUCUAUAGAAUGAUUAAUUGCGUAUAUUCAUUCUAUUUAUUUAUUUACAUGCCUCAUUUGAUUUUUCGUAUUUUGGUUAUAUUUAAUAACAUCAUUUAUGUAUUAACAUUGCAUAUGUAUUCGCAAAACAGCAUUACAUGUGCAGAUUUCAUUAAAUUCUAACUGAAAAGAAAAAUUUAAAAAAAAAAACAAAAAAAAGAACAUAUGAAUAAAGGAAAGAAAACAAUCUCAAAUAUCGGGUUAUUUUCUUAUCGAUAAAUUGCAAAGAAUAAUAGACUUACUUUCGUUGUUAUUCUAAGUUUUAAGAUUCGCGUUCGACAAGUAAAAUGCACAAAUGAAAUCAAAUGCCACUCGUGUAAGAUAACACGAGACAUUAGUACUAUGACGUCACGCGAAUAUGAUUCCACACUAGUCUCAAUAUUGCACGCGUACGGAUCAUAUAUUUUCAUCGAUUAAAGCAUUUCUUACAAAUAAGCUGUUAACUAGUCAGUUGCGGGAGACGUCUGAAAGCCCAGUGGUGAUGUACUUUAAAUCUUUUUAAAAUAGUUUCUUGUUUAUACAAAUCUUAGUAUAUUGUUUGAUAUCUUGCAGCAAAAGAUCUUAAUUUGUUUGCUUAUGAUGUUAAAUUACAAUGAGAGGAAUGUUAAUCAAAACUGAGACUUUAUGUCUCACCUUUGGAGUGGUAUUAUAAGAUUCAUUCUUUAUGACGGCUCCCAGAUAGCUGAAAGUGCGAUAUUCCGAGCCGCCAUAAAGUUUGGAUAGCACUGUAUACACAUCGUAGCAUAGUUUUAACUUUCGACACCUCAACUUUUUGUUUAUGAGUUCAGUUUUGGUUAGCAUUAAAUAUUUCUUAGUUUAAUUUUAUAUGUCAUAUGGAUAACCAUUUCCUAGUUUUCGAUUUCCAUCGUAAUAAUAUUGAAUUUGCGUUGUCCAUACGGCCAGACUCGUUUGAAAGUCCAUUAGCGAAUUAUUUUUAAAGAUCUCUGUCGUUUAUUUAAAUAAGACUUUAGUAUCAUUUCAAAUAUUAUUUUUUGUGUUCGACGCUUAUUUUGAUAUUUUAUUAUCUAUUAGACGAUAUUAGAACUACAAUCUGAGGAUGCAUUUUUGAGGAUGGGUUUGAGACGAUUUAUUUGAACUGAUUGGAGAAAAAAAAUCCUAACUAAAUUUUGAAGGUGCAGGUAAAUUCAUUUAAAAAGGAAAAUUGUUUGUGGGUAGAUUUAAAAGAGAUGAAAAAUUCAAAAUUUUAUAACAAUAGUCCAUUAUAUGAUGAUAAUUGGCAGAUGACUCGGGUGAGGAAAGUAGCCCGAGUACAGAUAUAUAAGACAGAUUGUAGAUAACGGCCGUCGAUACACUAUUUUUGAUAUUCUCUUGUCGAAAUUUGUGUCCGAAUGUCUACGUAUAGUUCGCAGACGAACACGUUGCGUGCGUUCGAUUAACUAUAGUAACUUUAUUUACACGUUUAUAUUAUUAUAUAAUAAUGCAAAGUAGUGUUUUUGAGGCGUUCGGGAGUAUAUAACAGCGGAUAAGGCAGCAGUCGGCAACAUAUAUCUAAAUACGAGUUUUACACUACAAUAAGAUCGGGUAAGAAUAUAUAUCGGAAACAUACAAAAGUUCCACAUACCAUAAAGCAAUAUAAAUUAAGAUAUCAUUUAUAUGUAGACGUACUUAAUAUUUGGUGUGUUAAUGUAAUUUGAUAGAUGACGUGAACUGGUUAAUUACCAUCGAUUGUUUGGACACGUAGACUGAAUAAAGAAUACGGGUCAGUAAAGCAUGUUCUAGACUAGAAGGUAUAUUCAUCGUAUUCGGAUCUACUGAAAUAAUUUUAAAGCUAGCAGUUUAUAUCGUCGUAUUCAACUUAUCAAAUCUCUAAUCGAGGGGACCGGAGCCUACCCCAUGUUAAGAGUCACUAGGCCACAGUCAACAAUGCUGGCCUAUUUCGGGUUGACUUCAAACAUCUUUGAGCUUAUUUGCAGUUUCCAUCAUAAUGUUGUCUUUCAUCGUUUAUAUAUUAUACAUAAAUCAAGAUGUAAUGUAUUUCACUGAAAAUUAACAUAGGCAAAAAAGAGUGGAAAAUAGUGAUUAUUUGCGAUGCAAUUAUACGCAUGCUGUGGCCAGGGACGCGUGUAAUUUGCAAGUGAUCACAAAGUAUCACAAUUACUAUGUUUAAAUUACAGGCCGUGCCGAUUUUACGCUCCGAUGCUAUAUUUCGCGUAAUGCGUUUUUAACUCAUUAUGCAUUAAAUGUUUUUAUAAUUAAGUUAUUAAAUUUUCAAAAUUUUCGGUACUUCACAUUCAAAAGUUAAUUAUUUAACAAAAUUCCGAAUAUAUGAUGAAAUAUUAAUUAGGUUUACAAAUCUGAUAACACACCUUUCGUUUGUUGGUGAAUUGGAAGAGUGUUUGAACUUACGAAAAUAGCAUUCUCAGAAGGUGACCCUCAUAUAAUUAAUAGUUCGCUAGUUUGUAGUAAAGUCUAAGCAAUCGAUGCGUUUAUUGCCAUUUGACGUCGGAUACGCAUUCUGUUGCCAACUGUUGUCUUCGUAGUUUUUAGUUUAAUAUCUUUACUAAGUAGAUGUCUAUGUGCAUUCAUUCGAGUGUGGAUGUAUUCAGCAUUCAGUAGUUAGUAAAUUUUUAGAAUGCUAGUUAGUAUAAAUUGACAUUGUAACGAUCGGACUAAGAAAUUUAUAUAGGACUACGUAUGUCUCCACGUUUCUUUGAAUAAAUUGAUAGUCAGUAAAUAUCAAUAGAACCGGUAACGAUUGUAAAAUUUUAAACCUAUUAGUCUACUCGAACAAUAGUCCUAGCUAUUACCAACUCGUUAAUAAUGCACUUUGAGUUAUUUCUAACAAUUUUGUUAUGUAGUGCGCGUCAUAUACAAGGAUAUGUUUUUAGAUCUGAUUGGAAUAUGAACAGUAAAGUGCAUAUUCGCAUCUUCUCGACAUUUUUCAUAGUGUUCAAAACCAGUACUACGAAAAACUAUUAUCACUUAUGGAGGUUUGCGAUUUGAACUUGUUACUAUUAAAUAAUGCGACGACGUAAAGUAAAUAAUAAUCACCUGACUAGACUUUUAAUCAUUACUGAUUUAUUGUUUGUGAAUGUACCAUCUCAUCGGCGCCAUCUUGGAUCCCGUAAUGGCGCGCACUUUACUAUUAAUCAAAAAGUCUGUUAUUAAUCUGCAGUUUGACGCGUCUGGUUACAAUUAUUUAUUGCUAUUAGAUUUUGUAUUUGUUUAUCAGUCACUUGUGUAACGUCUUUGCCGUCCAAUAUAAUUUGCAAAUGUGCGUAUUUUUAUUUGCUUUAAAUCGAAUUAAGAAAAUGACAUGCCGAUCUUAAUAUUUAUUCUAGAGUACUAAAUUCUUUAUAACAUGUUUAUCUCGUUGGGCAUUAUUAACAUUUUUUUUGGUAACAACGGUCUCAAGAGAAUAAUUUUGAACUCCAUCGAAGCAUGUAAAAGUACUUUGACAAUUUGUCUGAAAGAACUAUUUUUACACUUAAAAGCAUAUUUAAUGAAAAAUUAUAUAAUUAUAUCGUUAGUUUCAUAAAUAUAAGAACUUUUAGUAUGGAGCAUAUUUUAAUUAGUCGUUUAAUGCAUGUCAUAGUUGUAAUUCGCUCAGUUAUCAGGCAAAUUCGCGAGACGUGGUUAGGCUUUAUAGUUAUUGAUUAGUUUAUUAACACGAGUACGGUUUUAACUUAAAGAGCGUAAGUCGCCGGAACAGUAUGCUAUAGUUUUAAAUGAUUACUUCAUCACAAAUUAAACUUUUACAUGCAUCACAAAACGCGACGUCGGUUAUAUUUAUUUGGAGAACUACAUUGUAUUUUUGUUUUAUACACUUUGUGAUAGCCAGAAACUUGACUUGAUUCAUUGAGUAAAAGAACAAAAUGCAGGGGUGGCCAACCUUGGGCGUAACGUUUAUUUAUUUAUUAAAGGAUUUGUCACAAUAUCAAUACAUUGCGGAUGUAUAAAUAUUAUUUUAUAAUCUCAAAUGUAUUUAUCGAGCAAUGUGUUGAUGGCUACCUCCAGUAUAAUCUAGUCAUUUCAACAUGAGAUAUUUGAAACGAAGCUUACUCUUUUUAAAACUUUACGAUGCUUAAAUCUUGUAAGAGUGAUUAUGAAAACAUACUAAAUUAAUAACGGUUGGUAAUGAAAAGAUUUUACGAUCAAAAUAACUUUUAUUGUGUUUUAAAAAAAUCUCAUGUUGAUAUGGACAGAGUAUCAUACUAUUACAGUAGUUCAAGUCAUGAGUUACCUCACAAUGCAGGUUGUAAGUCACGCCAGUCCUGUACCGUAUCUCAGCCACCCAUAUAGGGAUUGUCAACCCUUGAGUCUAUGGCCGACGAUAGAUAAAGUGACAUGUUUUACAACAUUCUAAACCGAAGGCAUCGAUGUCAAACCCGUAAGUGUGUGUUCAUAUGUAACUCGGGCGCGAACACGAAAUAUCAAACAUAUGACGUUGUAUGAGAAUAUGUUCACAUGUAAUUAGCGGCGGAGCUAGCGAUUUGCUCGCGAUUUCUAGUUAAUUUAACCAGUUUGAACUGGUUGCUAGCACCCGUAUUCGCGCCCGCGACUUAAAUAAUCAAGUACUGACGCAAAUAUACGAAGUGUCAACCCAAAGAAUUCGAUCGGUCAAACCCGAGGUGGCAGCCCUAUUUACAUUACAACUAGCAGUUAGAAAAAUACCGUAGCCUGUUUAGUUUCUAAAUCGAAGAUGCAUAAUUAAUUUAUACAUCACAAUUUGUAGUUUAAUUGUUACACUUUGUAAGUGUGGUAUCUCCGCCUAUUAUAUGUAACCAUCGCAGUUCGAAUGGCUACUUGUAAGCGUAUUAUACAUUUUAUAUACACAUUAUUUUAUUAAUAUCGCAUAUGUAUCAUUUUAAAGCUCAACAAUGUCAGUAUAACGUAGGUUUCCACCGCUGAAACAUUUAUCGAAAAACAUUUUUUUUAUGAAUGUGUCGUCAGUGGAUGUACUGCAUUGUUUUUAUAAGUUUGGCACAAUUAUACGCUCUAGAUUCUCAUAAUAUUCCGUAACAUUGCAAACAGUUCGUCUUCGCGCCGUUGCUUACUUCAAUGUAUUUAAUCUGGGCAAUAUAUUUAUUACAACUGGACGAAA
Papilio xuthus (Asian swallowtail) is the source of this 12535-nucleotide messenger RNA. Its product is annotated as zinc finger SWIM domain-containing protein 8. Gene Ontology annotation, molecular function: zinc ion binding. The coding region runs from base 1 to 6567 and encodes 2188 amino acids. Gene Ontology annotation, cellular component: Cul2-RING ubiquitin ligase complex. The record is from RefSeq and is a predicted model, not a curated record. The transcript has 29 exons. Lineage: Eukaryota; Metazoa; Arthropoda; Insecta; Lepidoptera; Papilionidae.